AUGGGUAUAUCAAUUAAUGCAACAGUGGAGGAAUGUAGAAAUCAUAGAAGAAGGCAUCACAGAGUGCCUAUGCUUAAUAGGAUUGAGCUGGAGAUAGAGAAGUUUAAAGGAACUUGGACUCAAGCUGAUGAUGUCUCAAUGUGGAAAAAUGGGAAAGGUAAAUUCAAGAGAAGUUUCUCUACAAAGGAAACUUGGAUUAACAUUAGAGAAAAUCAUAUCUUGUGUGACUGGUAUAAAGCUGUUUGGUUCAAGCAUGCGACACCUAAAUAUGCUUUUGUCACUUGGAUUGCUAUGCGUGGAAGAUUGGCAACAGGGGAGAGAAUGAAAUGCUGGAAUACUAAUGGCGAUGUGUCCUGCAUUUUCUGCAAUGAGCCCUUGGAGACUCUAACGCACCUGUUCUUUGAAUGCUCAUACUCUUCACAGGUAUGGGAAGCUCUCAUGAAGGGGGUUAUGGACGAUCCUUACACAGACCGCUGGGGAAGGAUUACUCGACUUAAAACUGACUCGAGUUGGGAUAAAGUUAAGCUAUUCCCUGUGAGAUAUGCCCUUCAGUUAACAGUUCAUACACUUUGGAGGGAGAGGAAUAAGAGGAGACAUGGGGAAUCUGCUGUUACCGCACCAGUUUUGAUCAAGAGGUUGGAUAAGGCUAUGAGGAAUCAGUUUACUGUUAUCCGUAGGAGGGGUGAUAGAGACUAUGAAGAUGCAAUCGGCCGUUUGUUGGCUUCCGUCGCCGUCAAGUUCGUCGUCUUCCUUGAGCUUCUCCGACGUAAUUUGCUCCCGCCGUCAUUGUCUACGGUGGCCUUCGUCUUCUUCACACUUCUACGGCAUUUAUCGGAUCCGCCUCCGCCGUCGUCGGUAUCCAUCUUCUCCGGCAACACUGCGUUUUCAAUUUCUCUCUCUCCUUGGUAA
Brassica rapa (field mustard) is the source of this 909-nucleotide messenger RNA. RefSeq lists its product as uncharacterized. Lineage: Eukaryota; Viridiplantae; Streptophyta; Magnoliopsida; Brassicales; Brassicaceae. The record is from RefSeq and is a predicted model, not a curated record.